This is a messenger RNA of Camelina sativa (false flax), 1718 nucleotides long. The record is from RefSeq and is a predicted model, not a curated record. NCBI's taxonomy places the organism in Eukaryota, Viridiplantae, Streptophyta, Magnoliopsida, Brassicales, Brassicaceae.
AAGAUCACAUAUUAUUAAUGUUAGAUCUCAUAAAGUAAUACCAAAUGUAUUUUCACAAGUAAAAAGAAAGAUGAAGAAACAAGCUCCAAGGCUUUGGGUUGUCAUCUUAGUUGCGUUUGUGUUCUGUCUUUUCGUUCUGUUUCAAAUCAAGAAAAUAGAUUUGAUCGAAACAAACCUCCGAAUCACUCAUCAAGUAAACAACUUCUUCAUCUCCAUCGGUGCUUCAGAUAAUCAAACUCUCACAAGAAACGCGGAUGAGCGUGAUGGAAUCAGAGCGAAACAGCCUAAGGAAGAAGAAGAAAAAACAGAUACUUGCGCCGGAAGGUACAUCUACAUGCACAAUCUUCCAAGCAAAUUCAACGACGACAUAAUCAAAGACUGUCGUCCACUCAUCAAGUGGUUCGAUAUGUGUCCGUUCAUGGUCAAUUCCGGGCUCGGUCCACAGGUUUCGGAGUCCGAUAACACCACAGCACAAGUCUUAACCGUGAAAACCGGUUCUUGGUACUCAACGAACCAAUUCUUGCUCGCGGUUAUCUUCCGAGAGAGGAUGAAACACUACGAGUGUUUGACCAACGACUCGUCUCUAGCCUCAGCGGUCUACGUCCCCUUCUACGCAGGGUUCGACGUGAGCCGUCAUCUCUGGGGGUACAACAUAAGCGUGAGAGACGAAUUAGGGAUAAAGCUGGCUCGAUGGCUGGGAGAGAAACCCGAAUGGGGAAAGAUGUACGGUCGAGAUCACUUCUUUGUAACCGGACGGAUAGCUUGGGAUUUCAGGAGGGGUCGCGAUGAAGAUUCAGAUUGGGGAAACAAUCUAAUGCUGUUACCAGAAUUCGCAAACAUGACAAUGUUAGGUAUAGAAACAACUGCUUGGGCUAACGAGUUUGCGAUUCCUUAUCCGACUUAUUUCCAUCCAAAGAGCUUAACCGAGAUUUGGAGAUGGCAGAGGAAAGUGAAGAGUCUGAGGAGGAAAUAUUUGUUUUCUUUUGUUGGAGGUCCAAGGCCUAAUUUGGAUGGAUCUAUAAGGGGAGAGAUUAUAAAGCAGUGCCUUGCAUCUCAAGGUAAAUGCAAUUUUCUUAACUGUCAAGUUAAUGACUGCGAUAAUCCGGUUAAGAUAAUGAAGGUGUUUAAAAAUUCGGUUUUCUGUUUACAACCUUCGGGAGAUUCGUAUACUCGGAGAUCGAUUUUUGAUUCGAUUUUGGCUGGUUGUAUACCGGUUUUCUUUACCCCUGGUUCGGGUUAUAACCAAUAUAUUUGGUAUUUCCCUAAGGAAUAUACCAAGUACUCGGUAUACAUACCGGAGAAAGAAAUGAAAAAUGGAACGGUUAGUCUCAAGUCUGUCUUGGGUAUGAUUGAUAAGGAGCACAUUAAGAGAAUGAGGAACGAGGUUGCGAAGAUUAUACCGAAGAUAAUAUACACUAAACCGGGAUGGGUUGGACCGGAUAAGAUCGAAGAUGCUUUUGACAUUGCAGUGGUUAGGAUUCUUGAUAGGGUAGCAAUGGUUAAGAGGAUGAUGGAAGAAGGGAAAGAUCUUCAGAAUGAGUAUUCACAGGUAAAGGAUUUGAGCAGACUCGAGGUUAUAUGAAAAAAAAUUGGUUAAGAUAUUAAAAACUGCUUAAGACAAUAUAGUUUAUGAAUGCACCGUCAAGACUUAUAGCAUGUUGAAUAACAUUUCGGAUGCAUUUUGUGAUUGUAAGUACAUUUCAUCAAGCUUUUUUUUU